Lycium barbarum (goji berry) is the source of this 1394-nucleotide messenger RNA. RefSeq lists its product as uncharacterized. The transcript has 7 exons. Gene Ontology annotation, biological process: protein phosphorylation. Gene Ontology annotation, molecular function: ATP binding; protein kinase activity. Bases 120 to 1394 code for a protein of 424 amino acids. The record is from RefSeq and is a predicted model, not a curated record. Lineage: Eukaryota; Viridiplantae; Streptophyta; Magnoliopsida; Solanales; Solanaceae.
CUAGCAAAUACGUGGUAUAGCGGUUGACAUCCCAUCGGUCGAGAUAAACAUCGAUCGAGAUAGCUAGUGGGUCGUGGAAGCUCUCAUCUUAACCAUCGAUUACUACUGUUGCUGAAUCAAUGGAGAUGAACGCAUGUGCAGCGUGUAAGCACCAAAGGAAAGAAUGUGACGCAAAUUGCCAGUUAGCUCCAUAUUUUCCUUCCAAUAGAGCUGAAGAUUUUCAAAAUGUUUAUCGACUUUUCGGAGUAGACAAAACCAUAGAGUUUAUUAAUUGUGUUCCUGAUGACCAGAAGGAAAAAACUGUUGAAACCCUAAUUUUAGAGGCUAGGAUUAGGAAGGAAAAUCCUGUGCAUGGUUGCCUUGCCAUUGAAAGAAAACUGAGGGCAGAAAUUGAAGCACAUGAAAAUGAGCUUGAAAUGGUACGAAAUCAAAUUUCUUUGUGUAAGAAAAUGGCCACAUUGCAAAGAAAAGAUUACCAGUCAGAAGAGGAGCUCGAUAGAUCUUUCUUGGCUUUGGCUUCUCCAUCUGAUGCUCGUUUUACCAUGCCAGCUUCUGAAGCUUCAAGAUUUCCUAGCAAAAAGAGCAAUUCUUCUGUUCCAUCAAGCCUAAGUAUUCCAUCCCAUGGUAGGAAAAGCAGUUCUGAAAGCCUUCCUACUCCAAGAUCCGAAGGCGAAAUAUUAUUUUCUCCUAAUGUCAAAUCCUUCUCCUUCAAUGAAUUGAAAAACGCAACGAGGAAUUUUAGACCUGACAGUCUUCUAGGGGAAGGAGGAUUUGGUUAUGUUUUUAAAGGAUGGAUCGAUGCACAAACUCUUACUGCUUCGAAAUCUGGUUCUGGAAUUGUGAUUGCUGUCAAGAAAUUGAAGCCAGAAGGUUUUCAAGGUCACAAGGAGUGGUUGACUGAAGUUAAUUACCUCGAGCAACUUCUUCAUCAAAAUCUGGUUAAACUCAUCGGCUACUACAUCGAAGGUGAACAAAUUUGUUUAGAACCUUCUAUAGAUGUUGCUGAUGAUGGCGCAGUUCAUCCUAAGGAGUAUGAAGCUAUGAAGCACCAAGUGGGCUGCCAAAAGCAGGCAAAUGUUGGAAAAAAUAUUCCAGAUUUUCGACCACAGAGGCUUCUUUCCACCAUAAGGGAUCUUCUGCCAGAGGUGGAACAAAGACAUUGUGCUAGACACAUCCUUGCAAACUGGUCAAAGGAAUGGAGAGGCCUUGAAAGGAGGAAUAUGUUUUGGGGAUGUGCAAGAAGCACUUUUGAGGUACAGUUAAAAAGAAAUCUAAACAAGUUGGAGCUAGUUGGUGGAAAGAGAAUUACUGCAGAUUUACUCUACUACAAACCAGAGACCUUCUGUAAGGUAUACUUCAAUAUAGAAAAUAAAUGUGAUAACAUUGAUAAUUAA